AUGACCCCAUCAUCCUCCGCUCAACCUCGACCGCUCCCCGGUCCAGCCGUCAUCGGUGCAUCCAGCGUACACGGGGACGAUCCCAACCGUCGUCAGGACAACGCCGAGGACGAUCCAGAUUCAUCGACUGCGACGACGGCCCAUCCGAUCCUUCAUCCGCAUCGACUCCCCCACCGAAGGUUCAUAGGCCCCUUACCUGAGAGCGUGCUCAACAGUACAGAAGUUGAAGAGGCAAAACGGUGGUAUGAGAGUUUGAGGGAGACGCUGAGGAGACAAGAACACGACGAUCAAGGUCGAGAUCAUCAUCGUCCUCACCGUCAUCGAAACGGCGACGAUGCAGGAGACUGGACGGACCAGGGCCCAUCGAGGAACCCUGUGAGGAAAGCCGGGCAGAUCGGAAGAGCGGUCGGGGAACAUGUCAGGCAUCCUCUACAUCCCCACCAACGGACCACGCCGAACGCUUCGGAUGGACAUAGCCUCUUUGCCGAGAGUUACAUGACGGACGAGACACGCCAGACCGACCUGACGACCGAUACGAACGCCACGAAUACGAACAAGAACAACAAUGUCUUGUCCAAGCUCGGAUGGAAGAAGAAGGAUAGCAAACCACGCAGACCGAACGUGUGGCACGGUGAAUCUUUCGACAUUGGCAGUUCGUUCCGGCCGCUGAGGACCGUCUCUUGUGCCAGUAUCACCGCUUCGAACGGUUCUGGUUCGAACGUCAGAUGUUUCAAGAGGUAUGGAGGGUUGAUCGAUGUGGAUGACGAGUAUCUCACUCCGUCUGAUGUUGAGGAUAAAGGUGAUGAGGCUGGGAAUGGGAAAGGCACGAUUUAUGGGUCUCCGAAGAGCAUGUCCCUGGCAGACGGAGAGGGAGAUGAGCGACCAGGUCUUUCAUCGAGAGGAACCGGGACGACGGUACAGUCUUUCCAGACUGCUCGAACACAUCAAACAAGUUCCAGGGCAGGGACGGGAGUGUCAACGAGGACACAAUCGUUCCAGACCGCCCGGACCCAUCAACCCGCUCCCGGUCCUAGCACUAGUGCCUCCGAAUCUCUGGUCCCUCCGCCUUUCGACUCCCGGACGACUUCCACCUCGAUGCAGACGACCCAGACGGGCGACUUUCAUUCGGCAUACUCUUCGAUUCCCGCCCCAUCCCUACUCGACACGGACCCACCAGAGUUUUCCACCCAGACGCAAAGGGCGGGAUCGUCGAGCACGACCGAUCACGGAUCUACACGCAGGUUGAUCCCCCCCGCGACCGGGGUCACGUAUGAUACGUCGCGUCAAUCCGACCACAGUGCGAACCAUAUCGGCGUCCCACCGGUUCAGCCGGAAUUAGGGGAUAGGCAGAAGGAAGAAGAGGCGAUGGAGGUCUUGAAGGGGAGACGAUCUUCAGCUCCAGGAUCUGGGUUGGGAUUGAGGGGGUCGGGUGGCAAGUUGAAGUCGGCUUUAAAGUUUCGCCAUAGGGCGGUGAAUGAGGAGGAACAUGAUCACGGAAGUACCACGGCUGCAGAUGGGGUCGAUGGAGUAGCGGGGAUACCAGCGGGGGUUGAGGGUCUUCCCGGAAGACCCCCAGCGAAGAAGACCAAGACGGUCCAGUUUCCCGUCGGGCGGGAACUCGACGAUCGGGGUUCGGAAUCGAUCUCUGGGCUGAGGACACGGUGGAGAGGUUUACGAGAUCGAUUGAGGGACGAUGACGACGACGACGGCGAUGGUGGGGAAGAGGAUGAUGCGGAUGGGAAGAGCGACCAUUCCCUCGAGCCCGCCGAUCCGAGGGAAGUACUCGCCAGGACGGGGCCCGAGGUGGUCGGGACCUCGGCUGGGGUAGUCGAAGCGCAUCGGGGUCCACCGGGUCCAUCAGAAACCCCAAUAGAUGUAGUGGACCCGGCUGUCAACCUCUCUACGAGCCGGGACCCGAGGAAGGGUAAAGAAAAGGCUAAAGGAAAGGACAGGGCGAUGGGCAACUGUGAACUCGGAUUGGACCCUACGGUGGAGACGGAAAUGGAAGCGCAUCCGGACGCCGUGGUGCUUCGGGAUCGUAUGUUGGUAAGGGUAGGGAAGAGCAAGGAACGAGGGUUGGCUGGCUAUGACGAGGCCAUGUCGAGGAGACGACCUUGUUCGCGGUUGGACCGGAUGGAGGAAUACCUCGUCAUAUAUCGGAAAGGGCGAAUCGAGUUGUAUCAAGAAUGGAGGCUCCCCCUGAAGGAACGAUUCGUCCGGACGAAACGACUAUGUUUUACCAUCCCCCUCCAUCCGAAAUAUACGACCUUUUCCUUGUUCUCCCCUGUCGACCUUUCCUUCGCGCUCUGUCUUGACAUGGUACCGUUUGUGGAGGAAUUCGAUGGAGACCAUGGAGGCCGUCGGACCGCCAACAUGCGUCGACGGUUAAAAGACUCGAAACAGCUCGAGUGGCUCAAGGGAGGAGAACGCGGGAGUCAAGUCUUCAUCUUCAACUGCCGAGAACGGAUCCGAGCGAUGGACUGGAUGUGGGAGAUCUGGAAGGAUCUCGACGGAGUCUUGCCAGAGACGCUCGAAGUUUACGUUCCCAACUUGCAGACCACAAUCAAGCUCGCGAGGCCCAUAGAAGACUCGGUCGGAAGCAUGGCUACAUGUCGAGCGCUGUCCCGGAGCAAAAUUCUGAAGACGGCAGUCGAUGCGCUCAGACGAUUACCAACGUUUGACAUGCUCGUCGAAAGCGCUCGUCGGGAGACGAACGAGAUGUUGCGACUGGAGUUGGCAUGGAAACGGGAGGAAUACCUGGAAUGGAUCAGCAAGCAGGACGAGAAGAGAUCGGAAGGGAGCAAACGAGAGUGGUCAUUGCUAGCGGGUCUUUCCAUCAUAAGCCCUGCCCACUCUGCCCGUCUCGAAUUGCGAGGCGCACGACAUUCAACAUCGGUGCUGAAACUCAGCGACGGAAGCAAGCUGGAAGAACCGCCAUGCGUCGAAGGGUAUCUCUAUCGCCUCGGCCGCAAGCAGGGCAAAGCGAGCAGGGAGCAGAUCUACGUAUACUCCUUCAACGGAAACCUGUUUUCUUCCUCGCCGAGACAAGCGCAGACGCCGCUUCCACCGCAGCAUGUCGACAUCACUGGUGCAGCGACCGAUUUCAAGCUUCUUGAUACCUUCAUGAGCAACGAGUUUGCUCGAGGUUCGCGUAACAUAUUAGAAUGCACCGGCUUUGUCGACUUUCGUGAUAUCGUAGCGGUGCGAAGCAAAGCCCACAAACCGAAGAAGACGAUGACGAUGAUGGGUGCAAUGACGAGGACUACAGAAGUCGAUUACGCGCCAGAUGUCGCACAGGCGCCCAAGGGAAGCAAGGUAUUCGAGAUGAUACUGGACAGGACCGGGGAAAAGGUCCGCUUCGAGGCUCACAACCCUGAGGCUGCCAAGGAGUGGGUCGAAAGGCUUCGCAAACUGCAUGAUUACUGGUCCCAUCGUCAACGCGUCGACGCCCGCUCGAGAAUGGAUUCUAUUCGAUCUGCUCUCCGGGGUCCCAACAAAUUUCUCGAGGAUGCGAUGGAGAAUGAGAAUGACCCGGAGCUGGGACUCCAAUGGAAUUGGUGCCCGAUCGAAGGAUGCAGUCCGGUGAUUCAUGGUGGGCGACUGUUUGUCAAGCAUUCGAGAAGCAGUCAAUUCAGAGCAUACUACACCGUUCUCACCCAGGGCUAUCUUGUUACAUUCAAGCUCGAGCAUGGCGCCUUCCACAUGAGACGUAACAGAUACUCCCUGCUGGAAGCUUAUGUGUAUAGCGGCGUUCUGGCCGAGGCCGAACUUAAUAGUGUAUUGAGGGAAGAUGCCUUUCACGGUGAAGCUCGAAUCUAUCAAGAUGGACUGGAAACCGCCGACGUCGCUGAGGACUGCACUUUUGCCGUCUGGAUACGCAAACAUGAAACUCGUGGAAAGAUUUCCCACAAGCGGACACCCCAACAACUCCACGAGCGCAUCCAUAGUGACGAUAACUAUAUCCCACCCUUCCUAGGAAAGCCUGCUUCGCAACUUGUACUUUUCCGAGCGAGAUCAAAGCUGGAGCGAGACAAGUGGAUUAGAAUUCUCCAGAUCGAGAUACAACGGCAAGCCGAUGCACAUCCAGAGAGGACUAGCAAGGCACGCGGAAGCGGUUUAGUACCCGAAUGA
This is a messenger RNA of Filobasidium floriforme, 4131 nucleotides long. Its product is annotated as Pleckstrin homology domain-containing protein. The record is from RefSeq and is a predicted model, not a curated record. Gene Ontology annotation, biological process: ascospore-type prospore membrane formation; protein localization to prospore membrane. Gene Ontology annotation, cellular component: prospore membrane. Bases 1 to 4131 code for a protein of 1376 amino acids. Lineage: Eukaryota; Fungi; Basidiomycota; Tremellomycetes; Filobasidiales; Filobasidiaceae. The transcript is spliced from 9 exons.